Fulvia fulva is the source of this 810-nucleotide messenger RNA. RefSeq lists its product as uncharacterized. The transcript has a single exon. The record is from RefSeq and is a predicted model, not a curated record. Lineage: Eukaryota; Fungi; Ascomycota; Dothideomycetes; Mycosphaerellales; Mycosphaerellaceae. Bases 1 to 810 code for a protein of 269 amino acids.
AUGGCCAUGCUUACCACCCUCUUCCACAGACUCCGCAUGAAGAGCCACGUGAGAACGAUGCGCAUCACAGCGGGCCAAAUCGACUGCAACAUGCGGCCCAGCUAUAUCUUCCUCAAGCCUACAGCGCCCUACCUCCGAUUACAAAGUUUCAAGAAGGAACGGGGUGCGUGCAUAGAGCCCUCACGCUACCACGAGGAGCCGCUGGAAUGGUUCGAAGGCAUUGUCUCAGCCGUGUAUGCCUGUGACCUGCCCAUCACUACUUUGACGAUGGACACUGUCUCAGCGGACCUGGGCAUGCCGUUUGAGAAAUGGCAUCACGAGGAUCCGAAAAUCAUGGAAUACGUUGGAGAUCUUUUUACACCGCUCGAGUCUCUGGAUCUACCUUUAGUGUGCAUCAAUCGCGACCCAGAUAGCCGUCACGCAGAGUUCUCGGCUGUGGCAAAAGCCCUCACUUCAGCAACGAAAUUGAGACGGCUCCGCAUCAGAGCCAACACUGAGGAGGAGGGGAGCAUGCACGACAUUCUCGAUCUCCUCACAUGUCUCCCAGACGAGGCUCUGCCAGCACUUGAGACACUGAUCCUUGAGGGCGGCGAGAUCGGCACACUUCGCUUAACACAGAUGGUAAAGGCACGAGCUUCGCUGCGGCGGCUCGAGUUGGAGGAUGCGUAUCUAUUCGACGACCUCGACCUCGGCGGUCAAGUGUUUGGCGACGAUUACGAAGAUGCCGCUGAGGAAGUGAUGAGGGUGACGGGGUUCAGAGAAGUUGAUAUUGGCGCAGAUGUGGAGCUGGGGGAUGUUAGGCGGUGGUGA